CGGCAUCUAGCUCUCUGUACAAUUCUCUGGAGAUAUUUCCUAGAGCCAUAUUGCAGAUUUUCGUAACUCAGUGACAGAAGAGUUAAACGUUCGUCAUCAUGAACUCGAAGAUUCUCUUUGUGUUGGUCUUGGUGGUCAUCAUCGGCCUUAGUGAGCAGCGAGGAUUCAGGCGUGGAGGCAUGAGGAACAACAUGAAAGACCAUAAAAAUGAUGGUCAGGGUCAAGGAGACAUGAAAGGUCAGGGCAAGGGACAAGGUCAGGGUCAAGGACAAGGCCAGGGACAAGGAGACAUGGACGGUCAGGGUCAAGGAAAGGGACAAGGAGAAGGACAAGGCAAGGGACAAGGACAAGGCCAGGGACAAGGAGACAUGAACGGUCAGGGACAAGGAGAAGGACAAGGCAAGGGACAAGGACAAGGCCAGGGACAAGGAGACAUGAACGGUCAGGGUCAAGGAAAAGGACAAGGAGAAGGACAAGGCAAGGGACAAGGACAAGGCCAGGGACAAGGAGACAUGAACGGUCAGGGUCAAGGAAAGGGACAAGGAGAAGGACAAGGCAAGGGACAAGGACAAGGCCAGGGACAAGGAGACAUGAACGGUCAGGGUCAAGGAAAAGGACAAGGAGAAGGACAAGGCAAGGGACAAGGACAAGGCCAGGGACAAGGAGACAUGAACGGUCAGGGUCAAGGAAAAGGACAAGGCAAGGGACACGGACAAGGCCAGGGACAAGGAGACAUGAGCGGUCAGGGUCAAGGAAAGGGACAAGGAGAAGGACAAGGCAAGGGACAAGGACAAGGCCAGGGACAAGGAGACAUGAGCGGUCAGGGUCAAGGAAAGGGACAAGGAGAAGGACAAGGCAAGGGACAAGGACAAGGCCAGGGACAAGGAGACAUGAACGGUCAGGGUCAAGGAAAGGGACAAGGAGAAGGACAAGGCAAGGGACAAGGACAAGGCCAGGGACAAGGAGACAUGAACGGUCAGGGUCAAGGAAAGGGACAAGGAGAAGGACAAGGCAAGGGACAAGGAGACAUGAACGGCCAGGGCCAGGGUCAGAGUCAAGGCCAGGGAAAACACAGCAGUCGUAAUGGAGGAAGUCAGCGCGGAUCUAGAGGAAGAAUGGGAGGUCGAGGAAGCCAUAAUUAGAUCGAAGAUAAAUUUCAACCAAUCACCACCAUCGUUACAGAUUUGAUUUAAUGAAACUAUCUCAACUUACUUUUGAUGUGACAGUGUGUUUUAUUUGCUACUCCCAUCGUGACACACACUCUUUUAUGGAUGAACUUUGUCUAAACGUUGAUAAAAACAAAUAUGAACUAAAUUUUAAGUGCAAUAUUAUAUAGAUUUAACUUUUUUAAGUGUUAAAUUGCAAGAUAUUUUGCUUAGUCAAUUACACCACUGCCUUUAAAAGCAGAUUUUAAUGACGCAUAAAUAUCUCGGAAAUAAAAUGUUCUAGAACUGCUAA
Molecule: messenger RNA, 1458 nt
Organism: Gigantopelta aegis
Lineage: Eukaryota; Metazoa; Mollusca; Gastropoda; Neomphalida; Peltospiridae
Product: glycine-rich cell wall structural protein 1.8-like
Exons: 3
Coding region: 99-1142 (347 amino acids)
Source: RefSeq, a predicted model, not a curated record